AUGCCGAUCGAAUCGCAAUCGCUUACCGGCGAAUUUUGGCCGGACAAUCCUUCGUUCGAGAACACUGUUGAGCUUUAUGGGUCUAGCGUCCGAUAUGUAACUCUUUCCCUUUUAUCAUUUAGCCUGCCGCUGGCAGUGACUACAGCAACUGUCGACCCAUGCGCACGCAUUUCCAAAGCAGUCAGCGAGAGCAACUCUUCCCCUGUUGUUGUGACAGCCCAACUUGCCAAGGACUGUCUCGAGUCAAUGCCUUUCUAUCCCGAACUUGCUGCGAGCUUCAUCGACGAGGUCACCAAGUAUAUCCAGUGGCAGUCUACCCUCGAAGCUCUCAAGAACCCCCCGGAGACAUACACAUCGUUCCCGACCGACAUCUUAGGAGGUCUUAAGAAGAUUCGCAGUACCAACUUCUCAAGUCAGUGGGAGUUUGAUGCAGCGAUUAAUGCACUUCUUCAUACCGCCAACGACGGCCAUCUCAGGGUCGAUUUUUGCUCUACUCUCUUCAGCUUCAUUCGCAACAAGACGUGA
Molecule: messenger RNA, 525 nt
Organism: Fusarium oxysporum Fo47
Lineage: Eukaryota; Fungi; Ascomycota; Sordariomycetes; Hypocreales; Nectriaceae
Exons: 2
Coding region: 1-525 (174 amino acids)
Source: RefSeq, a predicted model, not a curated record